Messenger RNA from Equus caballus (horse), 3568 nucleotides. It is a transcript of the gene SLC8A2, whose product is annotated as solute carrier family 8 member A2. NCBI's taxonomy places the organism in Eukaryota, Metazoa, Chordata, Mammalia, Perissodactyla, Equidae. Gene Ontology annotation, cellular component: sarcolemma; postsynapse; axon. Gene Ontology annotation, molecular function: calcium:sodium antiporter activity. Gene Ontology annotation, biological process: cell communication; calcium ion import across plasma membrane; sodium ion transmembrane transport. The record is from RefSeq and is a predicted model, not a curated record.
GGCUCUUCCUCUCAGUCUCCAGCUUCUCUCUCUUUCUCUCUCCCUCUCUCCCUCUCCCUCUCUUUCUCUCUGUCGGGCGGAGUCGCCCACCACGGCCAGCCCAGUGCUGGGGGGACCUGCUCCAGGCUGUAGCUGCAGGACCCCACCACCCUCCAUGGCUCCCCUGGCCUUGGUGGGGUUUGCGCUCCUCCUGGGGGCUCCCCCGUGCUCGGGGGCGGCCACCCCAACCCCCUCCCUGCCACCUCCCCCGGCCAACGACAGCGACACCAGCACAGGGGGCUGCCAGGGCUCCAACCGCUGCCAGCCGGGGGUCCUGCUCCCCGUUUGGGAGCCGGACGACCCGUCGCUGGGUGACAAGGCGGCCCGGGCCGUGGUCUACUUUGUGGCCAUGGUCUACAUGUUCCUGGGCGUGUCCAUCAUCGCCGACCGCUUCAUGGCGUCCAUCGAGGUCAUCACGUCGAAGGAAAAGGAGAUCACCAUCACUAAGGCCAACGGCGAGACCAGCGUGGGCACCGUCCGCAUCUGGAACGAGACGGUGUCCAACCUCACGCUCAUGGCCCUGGGCUCCUCGGCGCCCGAGAUCCUGCUGUCGGUCAUCGAGGUCUGCGGCCACAACUUCCAGGCGGGCGAGCUGGGCCCCGGCACCAUCGUGGGCAGCGCGGCCUUCAACAUGUUUGUGGUCAUCGCUGUGUGUAUCUACGUCAUCCCGGCCGGCGAGAGCCGCAAGAUCAAGCACCUGAGGGUCUUCUUUGUCACCGCCUCCUGGAGUAUCUUUGCUUACGUCUGGCUUUAUCUCAUCUUGGCCGUCUUUUCCCCCGGUGUGGUCCAGGUGUGGGAGGCGCUGCUGACCCUCGUGUUCUUCCCGGUGUGCGUGGUGUUCGCCUGGAUGGCCGACAAGCGCCUGCUCUUCUACAAAUACGUGUACAAGCGCUACCGCACCGACCCGCGCAGCGGCAUCAUCAUCGGCGCCGAGGGCGACCCCCCGAAGAGCAUCGAGCUGGACGGCACGUUCGUGGGCGCCGACGCGCCGGGCGAGCUGGGCGGGCUGGGCCCGGGCCCCGCCGAGGCCCGCGAGCUGGACGCCAGCCGCCGGGAGGUCAUCCAGAUCCUCAAGGACCUCAAGCAGAAGCACCCGGACAAGGACCUGGAGCAGCUGGUGGGCAUCGCCAACUACUACGCGCUGCUGCACCAGCAGAAGAGCCGCGCCUUCUACCGCAUCCAGGCCACGCGGCUGAUGACCGGCGCGGGCAACGUGCUGCGGAGACACGCGGCCGACGCGUCGCGCAGGGCCGGCCCGGCCGAGGGCCCCGGCGAGGACGAGGACGACGGCGCCAGCCGCAUCUUCUUCGAGCCCAGCCUCUACCACUGCCUGGAGAACUGCGGCUCGGUGCUGCUGUCCGUCACGUGCCAGGGCGGCGAGGGCAACAGCACCUUCUACGUGGACUACCGCACGGAGGACGGCUCGGCCAAGGCCGGCUCCGACUACGAGUACAGCGAGGGCACGCUGGUGUUCAAGCCGGGCGAGACGCAGAAGGAGCUGCGCAUCGGCAUCAUCGACGACGACAUCUUCGAGGAGGACGAGCACUUCUUCGUGCGGCUGCUGAACCUGCGCGUGGGCGACGCGCAGGGCAUGUUCGAGCCCGACGGCGGCGGGCGGCCCAAGGGGCGGCUGGUGGCGCCGCUGCUGGCCACGGUCACCAUCCUGGACGACGACCACGCGGGCAUCUUCUCCUUCCAGGACCGCCUGCUGCACGUGAGCGAGUGCAUGGGCACCGUGGACGUGCGCGUCGUGCGCAGCUCGGGGGCGCGCGGCACCGUGCGUCUGCCCUACCGCACGGUGGACGGCACGGCGCGCGGCGGCGGCGUGCACUACGAGGACGCGUGCGGCGAGCUCGAGUUCGGCGACGACGAGACCAUGAAAACUCUGCAGGUGAAGAUAGUUGAUGAUGAGGAAUAUGAGAAGAAGGAUAACUUCUUCAUCGAGCUGGGCCAGCCGCAGUGGCUGAAGCGAGGGAUUUCAGCUCUGCUGCUCAAUCAGGGGGACGGGGACAGGAAGCUGUCGGCCGAGGAGGAGGAGGCGCGGAGGAUAGCGGAAAUGGGCAAGCCGGUUCUCGGGGAAAACUGCCGGCUGGAGGUCAUCAUCGAGGAGUCGUAUGAUUUCAAGAACACAGUGGACAAACUCAUCAAGAAAACCAACCUGGCCUUGGUGAUUGGGACCCACUCGUGGAGGGAGCAGUUUUUAGAGGCAAUUACGGUGAGCGCAGGUGCUGUUCGCCUGCGUGCCCCCCACCGAGUACUGCCACGGCUGGGCCUGCUUCGGCGUCUGCAUCCUGGUCAUUGGCCUGCUCACCGCCCUCAUUGGGGACCUCGCCUCCCACUUCGGCUGCACCGUUGGCCUCAAGGAUUCCGUCAACGCCGUCGUCUUCGUGGCCCUGGGCACCUCCAUCCCCGACACGUUCGCCAGCAAGGUGGCGGCGCUGCAGGACCAGUGCGCGGACGCGUCCAUCGGCAACGUGACGGGCUCGAACGCGGUGAACGUGUUCCUGGGGCUCGGCGUGGCCUGGUCGGUGGCCGCCGUGUACUGGGCGGUGCAGGGCCGCCCCUUCGAGGUGCGCACCGGCACGCUGGCCUUCUCCGUCACGCUCUUCACCGUCUUCGCCUUCGUGGGCAUCGCCGUGCUGCUCUACCGGCGCCGGCCGCACAUCGGCGGCGAGCUGGGCGGCCCGCGCGGCCCCAAGCUCGCCACCACCGCGCUCUUCCUGGGCCUCUGGUUCCUCUAUAUUCUCUUCGCCAGCCUCGAGGCUUACUGCCACAUCCGGGGCUUCUAGGGCCGCCCCCUGGAGACCGCUGCACCUGCUGCCCACCCGCCCGCCUCCAGUGGCCUCCAGAGUCAGCCUCCUCUCCUGGGACGCGGCCUCCCUUCCUCCUGGGAACCCAUCUCCCGCCGUCCUCUGUCCCCACCAACAGCCUCCUCCCUUCCCCUUGGGAGCCUCGCCAGGCAGCCCAUCCUUGUUCGCUGCUGUCUACACCCCUGGGGAAAUUUCCAGCUCGAGGCCCCUCCCCUGAGGACCUCCCCCCAGCGACCCUCUAGAGAAUGUCAUCUCAGCCCAGACACCCAGCCCCGCUCCAUCCCUUAAGACCCCAUUCCUCUAGAAGACCCCCCACCGCGGACCUGUGCCCCUGGGGCCUCAGAACGUAGCCCUCCCCCAGGGGGGCUCUUGAAGGAGGCUGAGCCAUCCCCGGAUGUCACACAUCUCAGCCCUUCGCCCCGCCCUAAGGGCGCUCCGUUCUGUCCGGGUUUGGGGGAGGAACAGGUGGGCCUAGAGGAGGGGCACACCUUCCCUGAUUUCUCGGCUCAGACCCUUGGAGGACCCUCAUUCUCGAGGCUUGGAGAAGGGAGGGGAGAAUUGGGGGUUUCAGAGCUGGAGGAGGCGAAUUGGAACCUGCAACUUCUCACAUUCCAGCGCCCCUACUGGCCUCCACUGCCUCCGAGAGCCCAGCCACGCCUUGGAGGGGGGUGGCCUGUGUGUGUGUAUAUAGUGUGUUUGGGGGAGGGGGGUUUCGGGAG